Molecule: messenger RNA, 984 nt
Organism: Gekko japonicus
Lineage: Eukaryota; Metazoa; Chordata; Lepidosauria; Squamata; Gekkonidae
Product: protein SCO2 homolog, mitochondrial-like
Exons: 1
Biological process (GO): intracellular copper ion homeostasis; mitochondrial respiratory chain complex IV assembly
Cellular component (GO): mitochondrial inner membrane
Molecular function (GO): copper ion binding; copper chaperone activity
Source: RefSeq, a predicted model, not a curated record
AGCCCCGGCUCCGGCCCGCGCUUCCCGCUGCGAACCCGGCUGCUCGUCACUUUCCUCUUUGGGGGCGGGGUCGUGGCGGUGUGGCUGUACUUGCGGAGGGAGAAGGCGCAGCGGGAGAAACUGAUGCGCAUCGAGGAACUGAAGAAGGUGGCCGUCGGGCAGGGGGACUUCCGUUUGGUGGACCACACGGGGCGGCCCCGCUCCAAGGCCGACUUCAAGGGCCGCUGGGUCCUGCUCUACUUCGGCUUCACCCACUGCCCCGACAUCUGCCCGGAGACGCUGGAGAGGAUGAGCCGGGCGGUGGAGCUGCUGGACCGGGAACCGCGGCUCCCCCAGGUCCAGCCCCUCUUUGUUACGGUGGACCCCGAGCGGGACGACGUGGCGGCCGUGGCCAAGUAUGUCCGGGAGUUCCACCCGCGCCUCCUGGGGCUGACCGGCAGCCCGGAGGAGGUGCGCGAGGCCGGGCGGGCCUACCGGGUCUACUACAGUGCCGGGCCCAAAGACGAAGACGACGACUACAUCGUGGACCACACGGUGAUCAUCUACCUGCUGGGCCCGGAUGGGCUCUUCCUGGAUUUUUACAAUCGCAGCAAGACCGAAGAGCAGAUUGCGCAAAGUGUCAAGGGCCACAUGGAUACCUACAAGAGCCUCUUGAGCUGAGGCGGCGUGCUCUCCAAGCAGGCGGGGUCCGGGGACCAGACAGGCAGCCCCUGGGUCGUGUGGAGAAGAACUUCUGUUCGCCUCCUACCCUGGCGUCGGGGCCUCCCUCACAGUGGGUGUGCCUGGGGCAUCGUGGGUAGGUAGUCAAUCCAGCAAGUUCCCAGGAAGGCGGGUUUGCAAAUGAGCGUCCUGCUGCCUAUCUCUGGGGUGAAUUUACAGCCAGUGCAGUGUAGUCGACAGAGUGAUGGCUGAGGAGGCUGGGCAAAACGGGUUUGGAUCCCCCCCUUCCUAGGGCUAUUUUGGUAGCAGGGACUCCUUUGCACA